This is a messenger RNA of Carya illinoinensis, 988 nucleotides long. RefSeq names its product membrane-anchored ubiquitin-fold protein 3-like. Gene Ontology annotation, molecular function: protein binding. The transcript is spliced from 5 exons. Bases 416 to 769 code for a protein of 117 amino acids. The record is from RefSeq and is a predicted model, not a curated record. Lineage: Eukaryota; Viridiplantae; Streptophyta; Magnoliopsida; Fagales; Juglandaceae.
CACACCUAAACAUAUCCCAAACCCACAUAUCUCAGUAUCUAUCUCUGAUCUGUACUCUCUCUCUCUCUCUCUGACUCUCUUGAGCCAAAACCGUAGCAGACACUGAAUCGAAUCCUCUGAACUCUGACUGAUCCUCAAUUCAUGGCUUCUUGACCAGGUCUAAAUGUAUUAUUCUAGAGAUAUUCUUUGGGGCACUAUCGGCCGUGGAAGCUGUUCGAUCAUAUGAAGUGCUUACUUCGCUGGAUUGGUUCGAUUGCCAUCGAGUCAGAUUCGCAUUUGUUUCAUGCUUUCGUGCAGGAUCGUUUCUGUAAAUUUGCCCAGGUGGGUAGGGAGCGACUAGAUUCAUUUAGUGGAAACAUUGUUUUGGUGUUACGUUGUGCUUUCAAGCUUGGCAAAGGAGGAAAAGGGCUAUAUUAUGGGUGAAGGAGAGGAGGGUAUCGAACUUAAAUUCCGCAUUUACGAUGGUACAGAUAUGGGCCAUAGUACUUAUGCAUCAUCGACGACGGUUGCAACUCUUAAGCAAAAGCUUGUUGCUGAGUGGCCUCAAGACAAAACGACCACUCCAAAGGCAAUUAAUGAUGUAAAACUCAUACAUGCUGGUAAAAUCUUGGAGGAUAACAAAACACUUGCUGAUUCCAGAAUAACUAUUGGCGACCUUCCUGCUGGUGUUAUUACCAUGCAUGUUGUGGUACAGCCUCCUGCCGCCAAAAAGAAGACAGAUGAGGAGCAUAUGCGAAAGAUGAAUUCAUGCUCCUGCACCGUCCUUUAAUUUCCGAAGCACACUCUCUGUAUGCUGUUGAAGAUUUGAAUCAGUGGUUUUACAUUUUUGCUUUCCUUGAUGAUGGAAGUGUAAUGUAGCCUUAUAAAUAGCAAUUAUGAUUCGUGCAGGUUGCCCUUUUUUGUUCUUGUAAUUGCUUCUAUUGUUUUUCAUAUGUAGUCAUUCUCUUUUAACUGAAAUCAGAAUAUCUACCACGGUUCUUUUUGUCGA